GAGGCACUGGGACGGAUCCCAGGGUGCUCGCAAACACGGAAUGUGAGGCCUCGGCCCGGCUGCCCCCGGAUCCCUGGCCCGCUCUCCACACGGGCCUGCGCCCGCGCCCGCCGCCCCCAGCUUGCCCGGAGGAGCCAGGGCAGCCGCGCCCUUCUGCUGUGUGCCCGCGUGGCCGCCGCCACCCCUGGGAAUCCUCCGGGGCCGCCGAGGAGUUCGCUACGGAGGGAGGCGGGGGCCUUCGGGAGGAGGAGGCGGAGGAGGCGGAGGAGGAGGGAAGGAAGAUGGCGGCCGUGGAACUAGAGUGGAUCCCAGAGACCCUCUAUAACACCGCCAUCUCCGCUGUCGUGGACAACUACAUCCGCUCACGCCGAGACAUCCGCUCCUUACCCGAGAACAUUCAGUUCGAUGUUUACUAUAAGCUGUACCAACAGGGACGCUUAUGUCAACUGGGCAGUGAAUUUUGUGAAUUGGAAGUUUUUGCUAAAGUAUUGAGAGCUUUGGAUAAAAGACAUUUGCUUCAUCAUUGUUUCCAGGCUUUGAUGGAUCAUGGUGUGAAAGUUGCUUCAGUCUUAGCCUACUCAUUUAGUAGACGGUGCUCUUACAUAGCGGAAUCAGAUGCUGCAGUAAAGGAAAAAGCCAUUCAGGUUGGCUUUGUUUUAGGUGGCUUUCUUUCAGAUGCAGGCUGGUACAGUGAUGCUGAGAAAGUUUUCCUGUCUUGCCUUCAGUUGUGUACUCUACAUGAUGAGAUGCUUCAUUGGUUUCGUGCAGUAGAAUGUUGUGUGAGAUUGCUUCAUGUGCGAAAUGGAAACUGCAAAUAUCAUUUGGGUGAAGAAACAUUUAAGUUAGCUCAGACAUACAUGGAUAAACUCUCAAAACAUGGCCAGCAAGCAAACAGAGCUGCGCUCUAUGGAGAACUGUGUGCACUCCUGUUUGCAAAAAGUCACUAUGAUGAGGCAUACAAAUGGUGCAUUGAGGCAAUGAAAGAAAUCACAACAGGCUUACCAGUCAAAGUCGUGGUGGAUGUUUUAAGACAAGCUUCUAAGGCUUGUGUUGUAAAACGUGAAUUUAAGAAGGCAGAACAGUUAAUUAAGCAUGCAGUGUAUUUGGCACGGGAUCAUUUUGGAUCCAAACACCCAAAAUAUUCUGAUACACUGCUAGAUUAUGGGUUCUACUUACUCAAUGUAGAUAAUAUCUGUCAGUCUGUUGCAAUUUAUCAGGCAGCCCUUGACAUUCGGCAGUCAGUGUUUGGUGGCAAAAAUAUCCAUGUAGCAACAGCUCAUGAAGACUUGGCUUAUUCUUCUUAUGUUCACCAGUAUAGCUCUGGGAAAUUUGACAAUGCACUAUUUCAUGCAGAAAGAGCUAUUGGUAUCAUUACCCACAUCCUACCUGAAGAUCAUCUUCUUUUGGCUUCUUCAAAGAGGGUGAAAGCACUUAUUUUAGAGGAGAUUGCAAUUGACUGUCAUAAUAAAGAAACUGAACAGAGGUUGCUUCAAGAAGCUCAUGAUUUGCACCUGUCUUCACUCCAGCUAGCUAAAAAAGCUUUUGGGGAAUUUAAUGUACAGACUGCAAAACACUAUGGAAACCUUGGAAGACUUUAUCAGUCAAUGAGAAAAUUUAAGGAAGCAGAAGAAAUGCACAUCAAAGCAAUUCAGAUUAAAGAGCAACUUCUUGGUCAAGAAGAUUAUGAAGUAGCCCUUUCAGUGGGACAUCUGGCUUCUUUAUAUAAUUAUGACAUGAAUCAGUAUGAAAAUGCUGAGAAACUUUAUUUGCGAUCUAUAGCAAUUGGGAAGAAACUUUUUGGUGAAGGCUACAGUGGACUAGAAUAUGAUUACCGAGGUCUCAUUAAACUUUACAACUCCGUUGGAAAUUACGAGAAAGUGUUUGAAUAUCACAAUGUUCUGUCUAACUGGAACCGGUUGCGAGAUCGGCAGUAUUCAGUGACCGAUGCCCUUGAAGAUGUCAACACCAGCCCCCAGUCCACUGAAGAAGUGGUGCAGUCCUUCCUGAUUUCUCAGAAUGUUGAGGGACCGAGCUGCUGAGGGAGGACCUCAGUUAACUAAUUUACCUUUUCCCAGAUUCCAGGGAAUUCAUACUGUGAAAUCAAAACCAUGUUGUUUUUUGGGGCUGGAAUUUGCAUUGAAACACUGGUCCAGUCCAUUGACCCUAUUUGGGUGAUCCCUAUCUUGCAGAGUGUCCGUAGGAAUAAGCAUAUAUUCAGUUAUAUUCAGCAUGUACCGCAUGUAUAAGUAAUCUGGCCCAUAUUUUCAACCUAGUAGAACAAACAACAGGAAUUUUUUUUUCUUUUUAAAAAAUAAUUCAUUUUGCAGAAAGCCUGAAAGAAAAAAAGAACCCCUAAAUAAAACUAUUUAAGAGUUUAAAAGAGUUGCAUUCUUAUUAUGUAAGGAUGAUUUUAACAACUUUUUAACAUAUAAUUCUUCCUUGAGGAGGUAUUCAAUACUGUAUUGUAAAGAAAUUUUAUGGGGAAAAUCUUUAUAUGCAGUAUAGAAAAGUUAACACAAAUACUAAUAGAAGAGGGACAUCCAGACUUAGGUUUGGCUACCUUACCCAGAGAAGUGGAUACAACCACUCCAGAGCUCUAUUACAAGGGAAGGACUGUCAGAUUCAUCUGAACUGGACCAGUGUUGAUCUGUAAGUAACAGGAAAGCUGAUAAACCAGCAGUUUUAACUCUUUGGUUGUUUUGGUUUUGUUGUGUUUUUUUGGGGUACAAAAAUGCAAGAUGCUCUCAUAGCGUUUGCUAACAGGACCAGGAGGAUCUGAAAAGGACCAGCCUAAUGUAGAAAGGGGUUAUUUGGACCAGAGGCUUUAGAUUAUUAUUUUAGCCCCUGCCUAUACUUUUAUCAGUAGAAUGAUUUCAUUUAGAUGUAUAAUGAAAAGUGAUCAUGCAAAAAUUAUAUUCAUGUAAUAGACACCAAACUAGGGAAAUUUGGCAAUUUCAGUGGCAUAUUUUAGUCAAGGUACACAGAUGGCAAUGCCAUAAGCAAGUCUAUAAAUAUCUGCUGCAGCCACCUCCCUCAUUUUAAAUGUUACCCUAAUAAGCAACACAGUUAGCAAGCAUAUUGGCUAAGAGUCAUGAAAUAGCUCAUGUCCAGAUGGGAAUUAUAGGUUACUGUGUGGUUUAUGGGGAUUAAUGGAAAAAUGAAUUCCGAAAAACAGCAAGUCUUCUUAGAAAUCCUUCAUGUUUAUGGUAAAUAAUAGUGCAACUAGGUCAUUUUAUUUGAAAUUCAAGAGUCAAGUGGAAAGAUUCCCCUAAUGAUAUAUCUAUUUCACUAACUUGUCUUUCUGUUUAUUGGGUUUUGAUUUUUUUUUUAAGCCAGUCAGGUUAUUUAAUGUUGAGGUAAUAUUCAAAUUUGAGAAGUUGUGACAUGUAGCAAUCCAAGAAACAAAAAAGGUCUUUUGCUGUUACCUCAGUUCUUAUUAUAGUGGCCUAUUUGGUGCCUCUAUAGUUAAGAAUCAGGGUUUUCCCCCCUAUUUUCAGGGGUUCAUGACUUGGCUGUUAGAGAUGUUGCUCCUGGCUAAUGCUGGGAGUGGUCUGUGGGUGAGUGGAUGUGUGCUGAAUUUUGGUUUUCUUUUAACAGGCACGUUGGGGUGGGAGGGAGAAAAAAUCUAAACUGUCCACCACAUUGACUACAGAAAAAGUAAUUGGAGAUUUCAGAUAAAUUUGAUUUUAAACACUUUUUUGGACUUCCUAAAUACAACCUUGUUUAAAACUUUUAUUUGCCGUCUUGUUAGUUAUGAGCCAGUGUUUUUAAGUCCCCAAGUGGGCGAUGACUAGGGGAGGUACCUAAAGAUGAAGCAAGCCCAGACCUUAAGAUUAUAGCUAUGUGAUUUUGAAACCUGGGUUUAAUCCUCAAAUUGAAUUACUUUUAAUUUUGAAAAGAGUACAUUGGCACACCUGCACCUCCCCCUUCCAGUUUAUUACAAUCUAAUGCCAAGAGGCACCUCUUUAUUAAUUACCAAAUAGUCUGUGUGACCAAGGACUAACAUUUUUAAGUUACUCAGCUCUAUCCUCAUGGGCCUAUAUAUUUAAUACCUCCAAAGAUACUUUAAGGAUAGGCUUUGUAUACUUUUGUUGGUUAUUUAGAGUCCUGUGGUAUGUUUGUGGUAUAGGAAUGUCAUGGUAAAUUGUUUUUCAAUAAAUAUUUUGAAACUUAUGUUUUCAUAUGAAGUUUUUUUUUUUAAUCUAUAUUUUUGGUUUUGUGCACAUAUAGCAUUUCCUAGGAUAAAAUCAAGCAAAUGACUUAAGGCCUCAUCUUCUCUAAUUCAGUUUGAACUCAACUUAGCUCACACUCAGUGAUAAAACAACAUGAUAUUUAGAAGCCUAGGUUCACAGGGUGAUAAUAUUAAAUGGCAGCCAGUUUUUCUUAAAAAAAAAAAAGUCAUUAUUGGUAGUUCCCCCUUAUUGCCACUGCUUUAAUGUAGUUUUCUGUAAAUCCAUAUACUUUGACUUAAUGCAGACACUCUAGGUUGAGAAGAGAGAUUGCCAGUUUCUGUUAGUGAUGUAACUUAAUGUGCUGUUGUUUCUGGUUUUAAUGAAGAAUAAUACCCUAAUUUUUAAGUGUGGGAUUUAUCCUUUCAGUUAGGGAUGUUUAGGAUAAGUUAGGGAGGUAAAUAUCAUCAUGAUUUUUGGGGUUAGAAAAAAUCUCAAAAGAAUAAAAUUACCUCACAAUAGCCAAUUGCUUGAACAAACUUUUUAUAUAUGGUGGGGUUGUGUGUAAGAAAUCCUAGACCAACUUAAAAGAUUUUUCUGGAAGUUCAGCAAAGUAAUAUUAAAUAAGGGGCCUUUGGUCUCAUCCUUUCCUGGCUUUCAAUGUUUCUCUCUUACCCAGUUUUUUUCCUAAAGUUUGGUGCUACUCAAGUUGGGUGCAUCAGGGAGCCCUGUAACAUUCGUGAGCCACACAGGUGGUCGGUCACUCCAGCGUUCAGUUUAGGAGAGCGGGUUGGGUUUUUUAGACCAUAAUUUUUAUGGGUCCCCAAAGCUGACUUUGCCCAACGCAUUAGGACCCUUAUUAUCGUCAAAUUUCUGUCUCUGUUCAGCAAAAAAUGAACUCAUUAUUGCUUUGGGGUAAUCCCCACACAGGUGUGCUUUCACUUGUGAAAAUGAAAGAUUUGACAAAGACCUUUGUUCUUAGCCUGUUAGAGAAGGGUUCAUAAUAUUGUGGAAACUAGGUCCAGUGGCUGCAAUCAUAAAUAACGAGAGUGCCAUUUGGCGGCUUAUAGUGCAG
Balaenoptera musculus (blue whale) is the source of this 5244-nucleotide messenger RNA. RefSeq names its product amyloid beta precursor protein binding protein 2 (gene APPBP2). Gene Ontology annotation, biological process: intracellular protein transport. The coding region runs from base 282 to 2039 and encodes 585 amino acids. Gene Ontology annotation, molecular function: protein binding. The record is from RefSeq and is a predicted model, not a curated record. The transcript is spliced from 13 exons. NCBI's taxonomy places the organism in Eukaryota, Metazoa, Chordata, Mammalia, Artiodactyla, Balaenopteridae.